GGUUCUGGCUCUGCCCACUCUUGGCUGCAUUUGGGGCCGAAGUUCCCUGUGGGAGGCUGUUUUCCGAGGGAGCCCAGUGUUUACAGGCGUUCAGGUCUGCUCCGCUCAGCUGAAGCAGAAACAGAGACCUUUUGCAUUACUUUGGUUCAAGAGCAAGACAGGAGGCGACCACAUGAGACCAUGGUUGAGACACCUGGUCCUCCAGGUACUGAGGAACUCCAGGGGAUUCUGUGGGUCUCGCGGGCAGCCAACACCUCUACCUGUUCCUCAGAAGAUCGUGGCCACCUGGGAAGCCAUCAGCCUGGGAAGGCAGCCGGUGCCUGAGUACUUCAACUUUGCCCAUGAUGUGCUGGAUGUGUGGAGUCGGCUGGAAGAGGCUGGACACCGCCCCCCAAAUCCUGCCUUCUGGUGGGUCAAUGGCACAGGAGCAGAGAUCAAGUGGAGCUUUGAGGAGCUGGGGAAGCAGUCCAGGAAGGCAGCCAAUGUGCUGGGGGGUGCAUGUGGCCUGCAGCCUGGGGACAGAAUGAUGCUGGUACUCCCACGGCUCCCGGAGUGGUGGCUGGUCAGUGUGGCUUGCAUGCGGACAGGGGUUGUCAUGAUUCCCGGUGUCACUCAGCUGACGGAGAAGGACCUCAAGUACCGGCUGCAGGCGUCCAGGGCCAAGUCUAUUAUCACCAGUGACUCCCUAGCUCCAAGGGUGGAUGCCAUCAGCGCUGAAUGCCCCUCCCUCCAGACCAAGCUGCUGGUGUCAGACAGCGACAGUCGGCCAGGCUGGUUGAACUUCAGAGAACUCCUCCGGGAGGCACCUACAGAGCACAACUGCCUGAGGACAAAGAGUCGAGACCCGCUGGCCAUCUACUUCACCAGCGGAACCACCGGGGCCCCCAAGAUGGUCGAGCACUCCCAGAGCAGCUACGGACUGGGUUUUGUGGCCAGCGGAAGACGGUGGGUGGCCUUGACUGAAUCGGACAUCUUCUGGAACACGACUGACACUGGCUGGGUGAAGGCAGCCUGGACUCUCUUCUCUGCCUGGCCUAAUGGAGCUUGUAUUUUUGUGCAUGAGCUGCCCCGAGUUGAUGCCAAAGUUAUCCUGAAUACUCUCUCUACAUUCCCGAUAACCACCCUCUGCUGUGUCCCAACCAUCUUUCGGCUGCUUGUGCAGGAGGAUCUGACCAGGUACCAGUUUCAGAGCCUGAGGCACUGUCUGACCGGAGGAGAGGCCCUCAACCCUGACGUGAGGGAGAAGUGGAAACGCCAGACCGGUGUGGAGCUGUACGAAGGCUAUGGCCAGUCUGAAACGGUUGUCAUCUGUGCCAAUCCAAAAGGCAUGAAAAUCAAGUCUGGAUCCAUGGGGAAGGCAGUCCCACCCUACGAUGUGCAGAUUGUGGAUGAUGAGGGCAAUGUCCUGCCUCCUGGAGAAGAGGGGAAUGUUGCCAUCCGUAUCAGACCCACCCGGCCCUUCUGUUUCUUCAAUUGCUAUUUGGACAAUCCUGAGAAGACAGCUGCAUCAGAACAAGGGGACUUUUACAUCACAGGGGACCGAGCUCGCAUGGACAAGGAUGGCUACUUUUGGUUCAUGGGAAGAAAUGAUGAUGUGAUCAAUUCUUCAAGCUACCGGAUCGGGCCUGUUGAAGUGGAAAGCGCCCUGGCAGAGCAUCCUGCUGUCCUGGAGUCGGCCGUGGUCAGCAGCCCAGACCCCAUCAGGGGAGAGGUGGUAAAGGCAUUUAUAGUCCUUACCCCGGACUACUCCUCUCAUGACCCAGAGGCACUAACGCGGGAACUCCAGGAGCAUGUGAAAAGGGUGACUGCACCAUACAAAUACCCCAGGAAGGUGGCCUUUGUUUCAGCUGCCAAAGACGGUUUCUGGAAAGAUCCAAAGGAGUAAAUUGCGAAGUCAGGAGUGGCGGAAAUGAGGUGCAACCCCAGGAAGGCCCCGUAGACCUCCGAAGGCUCCAUGAGAAACUAAUGGAUCACUGGUCAGCCCCCAUGGGGAGCAUCAUCUCUUCAACCCUAAAGAUCUCAAAGGCGUGCAGCUUCCAAACGGUAUCCCCAGGAUCACUGCGCAAUGCUGGAAAGAGCAAAAGAAUAUCAUUGGCCCCGACCACAUAGAUGCUGCGCAGCCUAGCAAAUGCUUGGUGGUUUGACUUCUCCCUCUGUCUCGGGGGAGGGCUCAGCAUCUGCCCACUGGUCUCACUAAGAGCUUCAGAUUUCCCUCUGUAGGACAGGUUACCGGAGCCGUGGGGCACUUGUGAGUACUCAUUCUCUGCCAGUGGGAAUGUAAAGGCUCCAUCCUUUGUAUGCAACCAUUUGGUAAAAGUAUGCAGGACCAUAAAAUUGGCAUCAAUACGCCGGGCGCGGUGGCUCAAGCCUGUAAUCCCAGCACUUUGGGAGGCUGAGACGGGCGGAUCACGAGGUCAGG
Molecule: messenger RNA, 2419 nt
Organism: Cercocebus atys (sooty mangabey)
Lineage: Eukaryota; Metazoa; Chordata; Mammalia; Primates; Cercopithecidae
Gene: ACSM5
Product: acyl-CoA synthetase medium-chain family member 5
Biological process (GO): acyl-CoA metabolic process; fatty acid biosynthetic process
Cellular component (GO): mitochondrial matrix
Molecular function (GO): fatty acid ligase activity; fatty-acyl-CoA synthase activity
Source: RefSeq, a predicted model, not a curated record